AUGUCGGCACCCUGCAGGUACGCAGUUCGAAGCUGCGCGCGAUCAAUUCGCACCAACGGCUCUUUUCGAUCAUCCACUUCAUUCAUUCAGAGCACUCAGUCGAUACAGCGGCGGCACGAGUCUACCGCAGCGGCUACGAACCCGAAGAUCGCCGGUAUCGUUGACCAGAUUAGCCAAUUGACACUCCUCGAAACUGCCGACCUCGUCAGCAGCCUAAAGUCUCGACUAAAUAUUCCCGAUUUACCGGUUGGCGGCUUCGCUGCUGCCCCGGCUGCCGCUCCCGCCGCCGCCGAGGAGGCUGACGAACCCGCACCGGCCGCCCAGGAGAAGACCCUAUUCAACCUAAAGCUGCAAGCGUUCGACGCCGGCGCGAAGGCGAAGAUUAUCAAGGAGGUCAAGGGCUUGUUAGGCCUGAGCUUGGUCGACAGCAAGAAGUUCGUGGAAAGCGCGCCGAAGAUGAUGAAGGAGUCGGUACCCAAGGAGGAGGCUGAGAAGAUCGUGGCUACGAUGAAGGAGCUGGGAGCUACCGUGGUUAUGGAAUAA
This is a messenger RNA of Daldinia caldariorum, 543 nucleotides long. RefSeq names its product ClpS-like protein. Gene Ontology annotation, cellular component: ribosome. Gene Ontology annotation, biological process: translation. The record is from RefSeq and is a predicted model, not a curated record. The transcript is spliced from 2 exons. Gene Ontology annotation, molecular function: structural constituent of ribosome. Bases 1 to 543 code for a protein of 180 amino acids. NCBI's taxonomy places the organism in Eukaryota, Fungi, Ascomycota, Sordariomycetes, Xylariales, Hypoxylaceae.